Molecule: messenger RNA, 1346 nt
Organism: Leptosomus discolor (cuckoo roller)
Lineage: Eukaryota; Metazoa; Chordata; Aves; Leptosomiformes; Leptosomidae
Source: RefSeq, a predicted model, not a curated record
GGAAGCUCUCAGUGAAGCCGAGGCAGUGCUGAGCGCGGAUGUGCAGCUGAGCCGGGGCCGCAAGAGGAGCCAGAGGCGCCUUCUCCUCCUCCCAGAGGAACUGGUGGUCGCCAAGUUGCACGGCGGCAAGGAGGCAGUGGGGAAGGAAGAAAACGACAAGGAAGGCAGCAAUGAAGACGGGACCGACCUCCUCUUCAGCUGGCCCACAGGCUCCUGCAUGGCCACUUUUUGCUCCCGGGCACUGAAGGAGCUGUGGCUGGGCACACUGCUGGGUGCACAGGACACCAGCAGGAGACAAAAGAGCCCGUGUGACCCACCUCCCAUCAGACUCCUGCAGAAGGAGCUGAGCCGCCACCAUGCCUGGAGGACAUUGAGCGCCAGUAGCCUAGAGAGGCCGCUGGAAGGCCAGGCAAAGGUGAAAACAGCUGCCUUUCAGCCGCCUCUGGCUGUGCCAGGGAUGUGCGCCCAUUCAGUAUCCAUCCCACGCGCAGAGUCCCUGCUGCAUGUGGAUUGUGAUGGGGAGGAGGUGAACUGCUAGAUCUCCCCAUACAGCUUCCAGCGGGCUGGCAAGGGGCCCUGCCAUACCUCAUGGUUCAUGGCCACCCUGAGGCUCUCCAGCAGGAUCAGUAUUACCCAGGCACUCAGAGGACCCCACUGUGGCAGCUGGGAGGAGGAGAAGGAACAUGAUGCAACACUGCACCCAAAGCUGAGGAUGACUAUAAGCAAGGAGAGGAUGCUGUUGAUGACAGUGACCAGGACAUUGAAUGGGGUGACUGUGCCUCCUCCUUCUCCUGCUGAAUUUCAAUCAUCAUCACUCAGCACUUCUCUGCAUAUGCAUCUUGGUGGCUCAGUCACCCUCGACUGCCACUUUGCCUUGGCUCCCAGCUCCUCACUGUCCUCCCUGGAGUGGCGGAGACAACACCAAGGCAGUGGCCAUAGCCUUUUCCGGUACCAGGUGGGGAGCAAAAGCCUAGCAGCACAGCCAAAAGUCCACAGGGAUGGGCACUUCUGUACUCUGAUAACACCUCCAAGUGUUCAUGUCAUUCCAUCAGUAGUAUCAUUCAAGAGAGAUGUGUUGACUACUCUGACCUGCAAUAUUGCUGGCUAUCACCCCCUGGAUGUCUCAGUGUGCUGGACACAGAAGAUUCCUGAAGAUGAUGUGGAAAUCACUCUAUCAAAUGCAUGUUUCUCCAGCCACCAGUAAAGCCAAUAUGGUGCCUACAGCAUCACCUCCUACCUAAGCAUCAUCUCAGCCACAGCAUGGGCACCAGCCACCUACAGCUGCCACGUUUCACACGUGGCCCUGUCAGAGCCCAUCUCUGUAAGCAUCCAUCUUAAAUCACCAG